This is a messenger RNA of Chenopodium quinoa (quinoa), 1089 nucleotides long. RefSeq lists its product as uncharacterized. The record is from RefSeq and is a predicted model, not a curated record. The transcript has 2 exons. NCBI's taxonomy places the organism in Eukaryota, Viridiplantae, Streptophyta, Magnoliopsida, Caryophyllales, Amaranthaceae. The annotation marks the transcript as partial.
UCAUUCACUUUGGAUAUUUUGUUCUGUUGUGCUAUCUUCUUAAAUGUAAUUGUCUUGAUAUUGCAGGUAGGAGAUUCCUCUUGUCUGCAGUGUGCUGCAACUCAUGCAGAUUCUCCUGCAAACAGCAAGGAGUCUGAGCAACCCAGUCCUGUUUCAGUUUUGGAAGCUCCUUUUGUUGAAGAUGUUUCAUCUGGUUCAGAGUGUUUUGAGAGAGUCAGCGCUGAACUUCAUGGGUUAAGAAAACAACUUCAGCUUCUUAAGCUGGAAUCAGAAGGUUACGAUGAAGGAUCUGUGGUUGUUUCCAGUGAUGAGUACGGGGAGGAUUCAACCGAGUUGCAUGAUGGCAAGCACUUUCCUCAAGCUGGAGAGUGCUGGGAAUCUUGGUACUUGGUAGAUGUGUUGGCCCUCUCUGGGCUUAAUGAAACUGAUUCUGAGUUGUUUCAUGGAACGUGGCACUCCCCAGAUUGUCCUAUUGACCCCUGGGUGUUCGAAGAUCUUGAGAAGAGAUAUGGUGAAUUGGAGUCAUGUUCAAGAUCUGAGCGAAGACUGUUGUUUGACCAUAUAAAUGCCCGAAUAGUAGAGAUCUCUGAGCAAAUUGUAGAUUUGGAGUCGUGGACAUUGACAUCAAGAAAGAUUAUUGGCCCACAAUGGUUGAAAGAUGUACUUAAAACCGAGCUUCAUAAACUGCUUGAGAAGCAGGAAAAAAAGCUAGCAGAAAAUGCCAUUGACAUGUUGAUACUUAGUGACAUGAGGUGGAUGAAGCUUGGAGAGCACAUCAGUGCUGUAGGUAGGGAUAUUGAAGUAUUGUUAAUAGAUGAGCUAAUAGCGGAAUCCAUUGUUGUGUAGAGAGGCCUCAGCAUCUAAUUUAAUGUAUAUGUGUAUGAACUGAGCGAUCAGUUCGGUAGAGGACAAUAAGCUGUCGAAAAAUCUGUAGGAAUUUUUUUACAAGAAAUAAGAAUUAGGAUGAUGUAUGAACUUAUCAGCUCCAAGUAUAUUAAUCACAGUGUUAAUGUUAUUAGCUCAUUAACAUCGUUAGUCCUCAUUAAAUUUCGUUAUUCUUGUAAAUUUAGUACUCUCUCCGUUUCAUAA